Messenger RNA from Myripristis murdjan (pinecone soldierfish), 3058 nucleotides. RefSeq names its product serine/arginine repetitive matrix protein 2. The record is from RefSeq and is a predicted model, not a curated record. The transcript is spliced from 2 exons. Lineage: Eukaryota; Metazoa; Chordata; Actinopteri; Holocentriformes; Holocentridae. Gene Ontology annotation, biological process: regulation of DNA-templated transcription. Gene Ontology annotation, cellular component: nucleus. Gene Ontology annotation, molecular function: DNA binding; transcription coregulator activity. The coding region runs from base 202 to 1635 and encodes 477 amino acids.
GCUUCCUAAACGUCACGGACGCCCGGAAACGGUCGCAAAUUUAAACCGCCAUCACGGCAACAAUAAACACGGUCUUUCAGUCAUUCUGAUAUCUGAUAAAAGAACAUGAUUCGAAAAAAUUAAUCCAAAAUCAUGCAGAGGAAAAUUUAAAGGUGCAGCCGUAGAAUUUUUUUCCAAGCUGAACUAAAUCAACGUGCAGGUAUGGAGGAAGAAAUGGUAAUGACCGAGAAGGGACAGGCGGACGCUGGAAGCAGCGAGGAGGAGUCGGGGGUGGACAUGGCCAACGACAGCCCUGCAAAAAGAGGAAGGGGGAGGCCGAAAGGAUCCAAGAAGUUGCAGGUGUGGGUUACAGAUGUUAACCUGGAGCUGGGGUCGGAGAUUUCAAACGGCGGGUCCACACAGCCUGCGAGGAGAAGAGGGAGACCAAAAGGCAAGAAAAACACAGAGCAGCAAAGUGAGCAAGAAUCAGGAGACGACAACGCUGAUAAUACUCCAAAACCACAGAGGGGACGAGGGAGGCCAAAAGGGUCAGGGGUAAAGAAACAGGCCAGUAACGAAGACCAGUCCCCUAAGAAAAGAGGUCGGCCAAAGGGCUCGACCAACAAAAAAACCCUCAACAAGUCCAUUGCCAGUGAAGAUGAAUCAGGAGCAGACUUAUCUAAUGGUGGGGCCGGUCCACCAAAAAAAGGAAGAGGUCGGCCAAAAGGGUCAGGGAAGCGCAAGGCAGAAAGCGAGGAAGAGAACGACGGCAGUUCUGCUCCACCUAGGAAAAGGGGUCGGCCAAAGGGCUCUCUCAAUAAGAAAACCCAGCUGAGAGAUGCAAGCGGCGAGUCGAAAGAAGAUAUUACGAAUGGUAUCUCCAGACUGUCUCGCAGAGGGAGAGGUAGGCCAAGAAAAGUUGCCAAAAGUGACCAAGCCACAGAUGGUUCCCCGCCACGAAAGAGAGCACGCGGUCGGCCAAAAGGCUCCUUGAACAAGAAGACUGGCCGUGGCAAGGUAGGCCGUCCACGGAAAGUGGAUUCCAUAAUAUUAGACGUGGCCACUCCGCGAAGGAAGCGCGGGCGACCGAGGAAAGACGCACAGCAUACGGCUAAAAGGGGAAGGCCGAGGAAGCACCCUUUACCAUCAGCUGAUGAGGUAAAAAAACCAAAAAUAUGGAAGCCGCUGGGAAGGCCGAGAAAAUACCCGCGUGUUGAUCCUCCAGAGGGAGUCACACCAACCCCACGCAGAGGCCGAGGCCGCCCUCGCAAGUCAGAGUCAAGAAAAGGCGCUCACUUUCGCAAGCAUUUGCCAGUGACUACUUCAUCAUCCCCGCGUUCCCCCAGCGAUGGGUUCCCGAGAAAGAGAGGCCGUCCUGCAGGUACUGUAAAAAGUGAAGAUGGCACCCCACGAAAAAGGGGUCGCCCCAAAGGCUCUGGCAAGAAAUCAAAAGCAGAAGGUGAGACAGAGUUGGAGAGUGCGACAGGUGAGCAGGAGGAAUAUGAAGAACGAGUGGAACAGGAAGUGGAGCAGGAUGGGGAGGCUGUGCCUGAAGAAGACGCAGAAAACACAUUCAUGGAUCAUGGCAGAAGCUUUGGGCAUCUUGAUGGUAAUGACUUGCCAGAAAGCACUGAAACAGCGAUAAAUGAAGGUUAGUAAGUAGGCUUGGUAAGGGUCCCAGAGAUAGUGGCAUGGAAUCUGGCUCAACCAAAAAGGGCGCAGUAAAUUGGACACAGCACGAACAAAAAAAGAAAAAAAUACAACACCUAGUUGCUGUUUAAAACAUAGAAUACAAUCUUGUUAAAUGAAAAGACAUGUUUUUAACAUUUUGUCAUUUGGGUAGCCUAGAUAUUCUGCAGCUCCUCUUUUGUUUUCCUGACUAACUUGUUCACUUUCUUUUAAUGUGCUUUGGAUGUCUUUGAUGCCUUCAUUGAAACUGAUUUUUUUCUUUCUUUUUUCUUUUUUUUUUUUUUAAUUGUUAGUACUUUGUCUCAUCAUCUGGGUAACCGAUGUGAAAACUUUUACUGGAGAUAAAGAACAAGCAUGUAUAGAUGAUCACUGAUCUGUCCCAUUUUAAUUUAGUCAUCACUUUUACUGUAAUAACAUUUGAACUUUUGAGUCAAAUCCCUCGGUUACUAGGGGACGACUUCUGGAGGGGAAAAAAAUGUCAAAACAAUAAUCUUAACAAUAAACACACAGUUAAAAUAUUGAGUGAUGUUGGUUGGGUAUGAGGGGCAUAUGACACUGUCUAAAUGAUGUCAUGCAUUUUAAUCUCUCUAAAUGUCAUUUCACAGUUGAAUACGUCUUCAUCAUUUAUUUUGCCUUAAUUGCCAAAGCUUUGAAUGUACUGUUCGGUUACCAUUCCUAGAUCAACCAGUUCUCCACACAGAUUGGACUCACAUCUUUGUCAGAUGCAUUCCUUGACAGAACGAAAGGCGUUGCGGGCCGCUCAACUCUGUGUUAAUCUCCAGUUUAUGAUUACAGUCAUGCCCUGAAGAUUUGCUCCUCGAGAUACACCAUUUACUUUUGUCUCUUUUUUCCCUUCUUUUUAGCCGUUAGCCAGUUAUAGCUGUAAUUUUAACUUCACUCUUUUUCUCUAAAUGUUUAUGUGUAGCUGUGAAGUUUUUAGCCUUUUCUUUUUUUAUAACUUGGAAAGUCAUGAGAUUAAAUUCAAGUGGUUUGGGUGGUUUGAUUUCACAAAACACAGAUUGACUUGUUUGUGAAUACCUAUUUGUGUAAUUUGAGUGUGACAUGUUGCUGGUUUAUAGGUAUAUUUUUUUGUACAUCCAGUAUGUCAUUGUUAUUACAGAUAACACGUUUGAGUUGUUUGAGUCAAACUUUUGUUAAAAAUUACUAAAUGCCAAAAUGUGCUACUCUGUGUCCAGGUAUAAUUUCUUAAAGAAAAUGAGAUGGAAAUGCGUACGAGACUGUGCUUCAAAAGUUGUAGAAAUUCAAUCUGGCUCUGUGAAGUCAAACCAUUUGGAAUAAACAUAUUUUGGUUUUGUGUGUUUUGAACGAAAAAGCCAAUUUGUGAGUUAAUGGUCUUGAAAUAAAAUGUCGAUCUUGCCGUUUUAUUUUC